CUUUUUUAUCAUCACAUUCAGUAGAAUGAACCGUCACAGGACUGGCCACAUCCUGAAUCAGGACAGUCUCCCAUUGGUUGUUGGAAGAUCAUUAAACACCCACAUUGUCAAUAGUGGGACCCUAAUGGUGGGUAUAUAGGCAGUCGUCUUGCAGCUGAAUGCAACAGACACUAAAUUUCAUCAACUUGAAUUAACCAUUCAAUUUGAAACCAUCAACAAUUUUCCACCUCCAUCGAGCUGUAACAUUACCAGUAUUUUUUGUGUUUUACAGAAACGCUAAAUUACUUGCUACAGUGCACCAUGGUUAUGCUGAAGAUCUCUGCUUUCUUCGUGGCCUACGCUUUGAUUAUCUGUCAGAUGUACUGCUCAGAUGCAGCACCAUCCAGGCCUGCUCUGGAGCCCUUACCAGAUGAUGCCAUGCUCUCUGACUAUGAAGCAAGGCGAUUGCUAAAUGCAUUUAUAAAAGAGUUUGUCCAGAUGACUGCAGAAGACCUUGAUCAGCAGGAGACUGAGGAGAACAGCAUGGGCAGACCCAUGUCCAAGCGCUGCUCCAACCUGAGCACCUGUGUUCUGGGAAAGCUUUCACAGGAGCUGCACAAACUGCAGACAUUCCCACGCACCAACGUAGGAGCAGGAACCCCAGGAAAGAAGCGCAGCGCAGAGCAUGUGUACAGAGAACUGACCGAUCUCAUCUAAACAGCUCUCUGCCUUCAUCCUGAUAUUUCAGUGUCAAUGCAUGUGGAUUUCUUUUUGCUUGUAUGAUUUGAUUUCCUCAUUUUGUCCUUUUUUUUAUCUUUUAUUGGCAGAGACAGCAUACUUUACUGCCUUUCUUUCUUAAUGUCUUACUUAUUUGUUUCUACUUGGGCAGCUCUCAUUGAAAAAUAGUCUUACAUUUUACCUGAAUAAACAUAUUUUUACAAAAGAA
Molecule: messenger RNA, 925 nt
Organism: Tachysurus vachellii
Lineage: Eukaryota; Metazoa; Chordata; Actinopteri; Siluriformes; Bagridae
Gene: calca
Product: calcitonin/calcitonin-related polypeptide, alpha
Exons: 5
Coding region: 301-696 (131 amino acids)
Cellular component (GO): extracellular region
Molecular function (GO): hormone activity; calcitonin receptor binding
Source: RefSeq, a predicted model, not a curated record